Pieris macdunnoughi is the source of this 927-nucleotide messenger RNA. The record is from the annotation of a GenBank genome assembly. NCBI's taxonomy places the organism in Eukaryota, Metazoa, Arthropoda, Insecta, Lepidoptera, Pieridae.
AUGGCGGCGCCAAUGAGGGAGGGCGCGCCGGCCGGCGGAGCUCGCCCCGCGCCCCACGCGCCCCACGCGCCUCACGCGCCCCACGCCAACUUCGAGUACGAUGACAACGAGUGGGACAUCGGCAUCGGAGACCUCAUAAUAGACCUCGAUGCCGACAUAGAGAAGACCGACGAGGCGGGCGGCAUGGCGGCACGCGCCGAACCAGACGCGCAGCGCACCGCGCUCAAGAUGAAGAUCAAGCGCACCAAGCCCGGCACCAAGAGCUCCGAGGCAAAGCACGAGAUCGUCAAGUCGAACGAAAUGAACGGCGAGCCCAAGACGGCCGCCGCGGCCGCCGCUCCGCCCGCCGCCGCUAAGCGCACCGGCGGUCACCGGCGGGACAAAGCACGUGACAAGCACCACCAUCCCCACGCGCCGCAUGACCUUAACGGCGUGCAGCGAGUGCCCCCGACGCCCAAUGCGCCCGGUCCGCCUGCGCCAUCGCAGGCCGCGCCGCACGCGCCGCACGCGCCCCACAUACCACACGUAACCUCUCACGCGCCGACCCAGCCGCCCAAGCCGGACUCGAGGCCGGCGGCCCCGCGUGUCGAACCCAAGCCGGCAACGACGUCCGCGCCCGCGAUACCCGUCCCUGUACCUCCCCCACCGCCCGCGCCCGCGCCUGUCGCAUCACCUGCCAAGCCCGAGCCCGAGGACUCCCGGCCAGAACCGCCUAGUUCGCAACCGCCUGCAAAGAAACAGAAAACUGAAUCUAAGAUGGUUGCCACAAUGUUUUAUGAGCGUAGUAAAUUGGAUCGCUUUAGAUAUAAGACGAGUUUCGAGCAUUUCAAGUGUAAAGAUGGAAGGGUCGUCUCCCUUUGCUUUUCUUGUGAGGGCUCUCCGAAAUUCCAUUCAUUAAUCACUGUCGAGGACCCUAAAAACUUCUAA